AUUUAAGAGCUUCACCACCAUAGCAAUGGUUUAUGGAUGAGAUAAGAUAAUUUGACCAUGAACCAUGGGGUUGAAGCCAAGCCAAAUUAGCCAAUAGAUAGAGAGAGAGAGAGAGAGUAAAAAAAAAAUAGAAAAGAAAAAAAGCUCAUACUUUUUGAAAGGCUCAGAAGCCAAGCGAAAAUGGUUACAAUCCUAGUUAGUGCACUUGGGUUAUUAAUAAAUUUUUUUGGUUUUUUAUUAAGUUACAGCAAGAGAGAGAGGGUCUAAAAAUAUGUGACAAAAAUACCAAUAAAUAAAGCCUCCCCAAAAGAAAGAGUGAAGCCUCGAAGCUCUACUCUCUGUGCCAGUGUUUCUCUACACUUUGGUUUUAGAUCUCUCUCUCUCUCUCUCUAUCUUCUCUAUCUUCUCUCUCUUACCCUGAAAUAGAGGAAGCAGAGACACAGAAGUUUUAAUGUCCACCCACCGCUUCUGGCCUGUUUCUUUCUCUUUCUCUAUCUCUUGAAGACUGAACCUUUCUUGUUGUUGGAGGUUACUCUUGAGGACUUUUUUCUCUGCUCAGAGAUUUUUCAGACCCAUUUGUUUUCUCUCAUUUUUCUCUGUGUUUGGGGAAACACCCAAAAGAGAGAAACACAGAAGAAAGCAUUUUGUGGAGCUCUUUGCAAUUCUUUUCUUUUUCUCUCUGCAAUAUCAGCUGCUCUGUUUUUCUCUUUAUAUAUAUAUAUAUAUAUUAGAUCUAUCAGCCAACUCUUUUUUGUGCAUUGUAUCAUUAUUUGUACCCUUCUGUUUGUUGCAUUUGAGUGGCAAGUAUGAGUAAAGAAGAGUUUUUGAAGAUCCAGAAAUGUGUUCUCAAAGUAAACAUUCACUGUGAUGGUUGCAAGCACAAAGUGAAGAAAAUCUUGCAGAAAAUUGAUGGUGUUUUCACCACCGACAUAGAUUCGGAACAAGGGAAAGUUACAGUCUCAGGAAAUGUAGACCCACAAGUUCUUAUCAAGAAACUAGCAAAAUCAGGCAAACAUGCAGAUAUCUGGGGUGCUCCAAAAGCUAACAACAACCAAAACCACCUUGCCAAUCAGUUCAAGAACAUGCAAAUUGAUAACAAUGGUGGCAAAGGUGGUGGUGGGAACAACAAAGGCCAAAAGGGCGGGAACAACAACACCAAUCAAGGCAAAGGAGGAGGUGGACAACAGGGUCAGAACCAAAACCAGAACCAGAACCAGCAACUUCAGCAAUUGCAGCAAAUCCAGCAGCUUCAACAGCUGCAGAACAUGAAAGGGUUUCAAGAUCUGAAGCUUCCCCAAUUGAAAGGAAUGCAGCAACAGAUGCCCAAUAUGAAAGACCUGAACCCAAACAACCAGAAGGCUGUCAAGUUCGACUUGCCAGAGGAUGAUGACAUGAGUGAUGAUGAAUUUGAUGAAUUUGAUGAUGAUGACUUGGAUUAUGAUGAAUUUGAUGAUGACUUGGAUGAUAUACAUCCUCCUAUGAAAAUGGGUGGUGGUCAAGGGGGUGCAGGAGCAGUACCUAACAUGAUGAUGUUGAAUGGUAUGAUGAAAGGGAAUAAUAAUCCACAGCUUGUAAAUGCUCAAAAGGUUGGAAAUGGUGGUGGUGGUGGUGGUGGAGGAAAUAAUAACAACAAUAAUAAUGGAAAGAAAGGCGGCGGUGGUAAUGGUGGUGGGCCUGUUCAGGUGAAUGAUGGUAAAAAUGGAGGAAAGAAAGGUGGUGGUGGUGGAGGAGGAAAUAAUCAAAACCAAGGAGGAGGUAAAAAUGGAGGUAAAGGUGGAGGCUUUCCUUCCGAUUCGAAGAAUGGUAACAAUGGUGGUGGUGGUGGAGCAAAUAAGAACAACGGAGGAGGUCCAAAUGGAAAUGGAGGUGGUGGUGGUGGUGGUAAAAAAGGUGGAUUCCCAGAUGGGGUUCAAGCUAUGAACAAUGGAUUUGGUGGAGGUGGAGGUGGAGGUGGUGCACGUGGUAUGCCAAAUAUGGGUCAGAUGGGGGGUAACAUGAACAUGGCAGCAAUGAGUCAAAUGAGCAAUAUGCCCAUGAACCAAAUGGGUAAUAUUCCGGCAGUCCAAGGUCUACCGGCGACGGCAGUGAACGGCGGUGGAGCUGGUGGUUAUUUCCAAGGAGCAGGGCCAGAAAUGGUGCCCGGAAAUCCUUAUCAUCAGCAGCAACAGCAGCAAUAUUUGGCAGCAGUGAUGAACCAACAGAGAGCAAUGGGGAAUGAGAGGUUUCAGCCCAUGAUGUAUGCUCGGCCACCGCCGGCCGUGAAUUAUAUGCCGCCGUAUCCACAUCCACAUCCACACCAUCCUUAUCCACCACCACCACCACCUGAGCCUGCUUAUGCUCACUUUUUCAGUGACGAAAAUACUUCAAGCUGCAAUGUCAUGUGAGAAACUAAACCCCGAAAAAAGAAAAAAAAAAAAAAAAAGAAAACUUUGCUUCUCAAGUUUGUGGGUGAAAGGAUGAUGCCAAUAUUAAAUUAUACAAGGAAAUGGGUUUUUUUGUUUUAUUUUAGUUUUUUUUUUUUUUUUUUUUUUUUGGACUUCCAAUUUUUCCCUUAAAUAUUUACUUUUCUUUUUUAAUCUGAAGGUUGAAGUAGGGGUUUUAAAUUAUAUAUGAAAUAGGAGGGAGUAUCUAAUAUUUUAGAUAUAAAUAUUAAAAUGUAAGCUAAAAAAGCAACAGGGCUUAGUAGUAGUUGCUUUGGGGGGCUUUUUUCUUUUUCUAUAUGAGAGACUUUGUUUAUAUAUGAUGUUUAUAUUGUGUUUGCAAAAACAAAAAUAAGAUUUAGAAAAAGAGAAAUGGGAAAAAGAAAAUAGCCCUCUCUCUCUCUCUCUCUGUC
This is a messenger RNA of Ziziphus jujuba (common jujube), 2833 nucleotides long. Its product is annotated as heavy metal-associated isoprenylated plant protein 33. Gene Ontology annotation, molecular function: metal ion binding. Bases 807 to 2384 code for a protein of 525 amino acids. The transcript has 3 exons. The record is from RefSeq and is a predicted model, not a curated record. NCBI's taxonomy places the organism in Eukaryota, Viridiplantae, Streptophyta, Magnoliopsida, Rosales, Rhamnaceae.